Molecule: messenger RNA, 645 nt
Organism: Naegleria lovaniensis
Lineage: Eukaryota; Heterolobosea; Eutetramitea; Acrasida; Naegleriidae
Exons: 1
Coding region: 1-645 (214 amino acids)
Source: RefSeq, a predicted model, not a curated record
AUGAUUCAUUGUGGAGCAUUCCUGGAGAAAGUACAAACCGCACCACUCGUUGGUGGUGACAGUGAUGAUGAUUAUGAAGAUGAAGAGAUUGGGGUUCCGAUGAAUUCAUCAUCAAAUCCGAUUGGAAUUGAAGGGAGCUCUAAAGUAAGCACUUCUUGCACACCUCCCUCUUCAUGCUCCCCUCUCUUCCAAUUCAUGAUGCAACAACAAAUGCAAAAAUUGAGAAAUAAUCAAAUGGCCUUAAAUUCAAAAAGAUCUUCCAACUCAAACAACAUGUUCUCAAAACGAAGUCAUACAAAGAAUAAGAAACAUUCUAAAAACAACGUUGAUAUGACACAUGAGGAUGAAGACUUUGAGGACAUUGAGGAAGAGUCAAGUAGUAAUCGUGUAUUUGUUAAACAUGGAUCUACCUCAUCAUCUCCACCUGUUCCUAUAAUCCUUCGUUUCAAUCGAAAGAGCCCAAGACAAAUUUCAGAUUCCAACAAAGUACAUCUAACAGAAAAUAAUACUCAAAAAGCUCCCAAGAAUAUUUCUCGAAGGACCAAAAGCUAUGGAGGAACAUCUUCACAUUAUAACAAGAAACAAUAUGGUAAUAAUAGAAAAACAGAAGAAAAUACCCUAAUACUACAAAAAAUCAAAGUUUAA